CUUAUUCUUAAUAAACCUGAAUUUAUUAUGGACCAAGUUUCUCACGUGCCUACCAAGCUUCUUACAAGGAACACAGCCGCCCUCUUCCAGUCUUCCUCCUCUUACUCAUUCUCUCUCCUCAUUUCCGUCCAAACAAAAAGGGCACUCACCCAAGUAAGAGAGAGAAACUCAUCAAUAUUUCCCCAAAUCACAAUUUCCAGAUCAAUUGAUCGAUAUAUUCAUCUUCUUCAACAUCAGGGCGUGACCUAAGAUCCAGAACACAAUUCAAUCAAUCAUGUGGAGAAGGCUUGUUUUCUCUAAUCUCAAAAUUCUUUCUUCUUCUUCCUCUUCCGCCAUUGUUAGACCUUCAUUUUCUUCUCUCGCUCAUCGUCUUCUUGCUGCUUCCUCCGUUGUUCGCUCUUCGUCUUUUCUUCUCUCUCGCCGCCAUUUCUCCGUCGAUGCCGUUUCAAAGGCUCAGAGUAAGGUUGAAGAUGCAAUGCCCAUUGUUACUGGUCAUGAGCGUGAAGAGCUUGAAGCUGAGACGAAUGUUAUUUUAAACUUAUCUUUAUAAAGGUCUUUAUGUGAUAAUAAAGGUAAUUAUGUUAAUAUUAGAGGUUAAAUAUAUGUUGAAAAGGUUUACGAUGAAAUGUCACUAUAUAUCAUAGGUCACUAUAUGUUAAAAUAAAGUCACUAUAUUAUUUAUAAGGUCUUUGUUUGGUUAAAAGAGGUCACUUCGUUUUCAAUAUUGUAUAUUGUCAAAAUUAAGGACUAUAUUAAAUUAAUGGUAAUUAUU
Molecule: messenger RNA, 772 nt
Organism: Chenopodium quinoa (quinoa)
Lineage: Eukaryota; Viridiplantae; Streptophyta; Magnoliopsida; Caryophyllales; Amaranthaceae
Product: cytochrome c oxidase subunit 5b-1, mitochondrial-like
Exons: 2
Coding region: 275-550 (91 amino acids)
Source: RefSeq, a predicted model, not a curated record